Messenger RNA from Suillus subalutaceus, 1629 nucleotides. RefSeq names its product PCI domain-containing protein. Gene Ontology annotation, biological process: regulation of protein catabolic process; ubiquitin-dependent protein catabolic process. Gene Ontology annotation, cellular component: proteasome regulatory particle, lid subcomplex; proteasome complex. Gene Ontology annotation, molecular function: enzyme regulator activity. The record is from RefSeq and is a predicted model, not a curated record. Bases 48 to 1571 code for a protein of 507 amino acids. The transcript is spliced from 6 exons. NCBI's taxonomy places the organism in Eukaryota, Fungi, Basidiomycota, Agaricomycetes, Boletales, Suillaceae.
CAUCAACACAAGGACGCGUCACCGCGUCAUUAACUAUCCUUUGCAUCAUGCCCGACGUCGAGAUGGUGAAGACUACUGACAAGAAGGAAGACCUGAAGGACGAAAAGAAAGAUGAAAAGAAGCCAGAACCGCCGACGCCGACGCAGGAGAUUAAGGCUAACAUCGCGCUCAUUGAUCGCGCUAUCAAUGACCUCGAAACUCGGUUCACUCAUCGCGUCUUACGUUCACUAACUGCGCUGCGAAAGCGCAUAAAUGACAAGGUUCUGCGUGACGCUAUCGAGGAAAAUUAUCCAAAAGAUUCUGCUGUCAAGAAUUCUCUUCUAUCAUGGCUUCCUCCUGCUCCUCCCGCAGAACAGUCUAUGGAAGUAGAUAUAACAACAGAGGCAAAUGCUACUGCUCCUCUGCCACCAUCAUCGAAGCCAACUUCUGAUCCUGUACCGGAAGCUGAGAUUUACAUCCGUCUGCUCAUCAUUCAUCACCUCCACACGUCCAAAGACACAUACUCCAAGUCCAUAGAGCUUUCUCACGACACUGUUGACAAAAUGCAGUCCAUGAACCGUAGAAGUAUGGAUCCAAUCGCUGCCAAGGUAUGGUUUGCCGUGGAGCGAUCGUAUGAGCUCGGCGGAGAGCUGGCAGAUGCCCGUCCAAUGUUCCUCGCUGCGCAACGCACUGCGUCACUUCGUCACGACGAUGACACGCAAGCCUCGCUGAUCAAUCGCCUACUUCGGGGUUAUCUCCACUAUAACCUUUAUGACCAGGCUGACAAGCUAGUAUCCAAGACUAGUUUCCCUGCCUCAGCGAGCAACCCGCAGUAUGCCCGCUACCACUAUUUCCUCGGCCGCAUCAAAGCGGUGCAAUUGAAUUAUACUGCGGCACACACGAACCUGCAACAAGCUAUCCGUCGCGCCCCUGCCGCAAAGACCGCACCAGGAUUCUACCAGGCCGUGCACAAACUUUUUGUGAUCGUUGAACUUUUAAUGGGUGAUAUUCCGGACCGCGGUCUUUUCCGGCAUCCGGUGUUAGAGAAAGCCCUGAGUGCUUACUUUGACAUCGUGAAGGCCGUUCGGACAGGCUCCUUAUCGGAGUUCCAGUCGACUUUAAACAAACACGCCGCACAAUUCGAGGCUGACAAGACUUAUACACUAAUCGUCCGGCUCCGGCAAAACGUUAUCAAGACCGGUAUCCGCAGGCUCUCUCUAUCAUACUCGAGGAUCUCGUUGCGUGACAUCUGCUUGAAACUCCACCUCGAUUCCGAGGAAGACGCGGAGUAUAUUGUUGGUAAGGCCAUUCGGGACGGUGUGAUUGAAGGCCGAAUCGUACAUGAGAAAGGUUGGAUGGAAUGCGGAAGCCAGAAGGAUGGCUACGGCCCCGAGGCUAGCGAGGUGUUUGGCAGACGAAUUGGAUAUUGCUUGGAUUUGCAUAAUGAGAGUGUCAAGGCUAUGCGCUACCCUCUUAAUGCACACCGCAAGGAGCUUGCUGCUGCGCAGGAUGCACGGGAGCGCGAGAAAGAGCUUGCAAAGGAAAUCCAAGAGGGAGACUUAGAUGACGAUGAGAGUCUUGGAGAUUACUGAGAAUUUCUUUCUCCUUGUAGAAAUAAUGCAAUGCACUUCACUGACUUGUUGGAGCUUU